This is a messenger RNA of Sphaeroforma arctica JP610, 276 nucleotides long. RefSeq lists its product as hypothetical. The coding region runs from base 1 to 276 and encodes 91 amino acids. Lineage: Eukaryota; Ichthyosporea; Ichthyophonida. The record is from RefSeq and is a predicted model, not a curated record. The transcript has a single exon.
AUGUUGAAGAUGCUGUUUGAAGAGCCUCGUUCUGACAUGCUCAUUGCUGCGGAUCGUUUGGCUGGUGAGUUUCGCAACUCGCCAUGGAAGGUGGUUGCGAUGUCGCAGAAUUUCCAAACAUACGGCAUGUGGGCCGUCAUGGGGCAUCACUUGUUUAGGAUUCUGGCGCACAGGGAUGCUGAGGGUCCUAUGCCCAACUAUUUGGAUGUUUUUUUGGGGUUAAUCCGCAAGCUUGAAAUGGUCAAGACCAUGUCCAGCUUGCUGAGCGGCUCAUGA